AUGCCACCAAGAACAACAACCCAUUUCACCACAUCUCUCUCACUUCUCCUUCCUAGUCGCCUCAGAUCAUUAACAACCGUUCCCGACUCAACCCGCUUGGCCGAUCUUCACUCAGCCCAUUCUUUCUGCUCCAAAGCCCUAAACUUCGCUGCCAAAAUGGGUUUUCUUUACGAAGGAAAACAAGUACAUUCACAUGUUAUAAAGUUGGGAUUUUGUAAUGUCUUGUCUUUGCAAAAUCAGAUUUUGAACGUUUACGUGAAAUGCAAGGAAUUUAAUUAUGCACAUAGAUUGUUUGAUGAAAUGCAUGUGAGAAACGUCGUCACUUGGAAUACUGUAAUUUGCGGGCUUAUUGAUUGUGGGGGUAGUGCUUAUGAGUCAGGUGUCCAUAUGGGUUUUUAUUAUUUUAGGAAAAUGUUGCUUGAUAAGGUAGGUUUUGAUGCUAUAACUGUUAACGGGUUGCUUCGUACAUGUAUUGAGUUAGAUGAUGUUAAGAUUGGUAGAGAAUUGCAUUGUUUUAUAGUGAAAUUGGGCUUUGAACUGAAUUGUUUUGUCAACAGUGCUCUGGUUGAUUUGUAUGGGAAAUGUGGAUUAGUCAAGGAAGCGAGGCGUGUUUUUGAUAAAGUAUACUGUAGAGAUUUGGUGUUAUGGAAUGUGAUGUUGUCUUGCUAUGCUCUGAAUUGCCUGGGUGAAGAGGCUCCCAGAUUCUUUAAGUUAAUGCAAGAGGAGAAUUUUACGGCAGAUGGUUUUACAUUUUCUAGUAUGCUCAAUUCAUGUGGGACUUCGGGAUCUUGUGACUUGGGAAGACAGAUGCACGGUCUUGCUAUCAAACUGUCUUUUGAUUUAGAUGUAUUGGUGGCUAGUGGACUGGUUGAUAUGUAUGCAAAGAAUGAAAAUAUAGAUGAUGCUCGCAAGGCUUUUGAUGGGAUGGCUGCUAGAAAUGUAGUCUCAUGGAAUACUAUGGUUGUGGGUUAUGGUCGCCUUGGAGAUGGGGAAGAAGCUAUGAAAAUUCUCAAAGGAAUGUUUCAAGAAGAUUUGGGACCUGACGAAAUUACUCUGGCUAGCAUUAUUAGCUCAUGCAGCAGUGCACUGGCCUGUUGGGAAAUUAUGCAAGUCCAUGCUUGUGUACUUAAAAAUGGUUUUCAUGCCUUUUUAUUGAUUGCAAACGCUUUGAUAAACGCAUACUCUAAGAGUGGUAGCAUUGCAACGGCACUUCAUUGUUUUAGCACAGUUCUGGAGCCUGAUCUUGUUACGUGGACUUCACUUAUUGGUGCAUAUGCAUUCCAUAGUCUUCCAAAACAUAGUAUUGAUGUUUUUGAGAAGAUGUUAUCUGAUGGUGUAUGGCCAGAUCGAAUUGUCUUUCUUGAAGUUCUUUCUGCCUGUAGCCAUGCAGGGCUGAUAGAUGAAGGGCUUCAUUACUUUAGUUUAAUGAAAGAUUAUCAUAUUUUGCCCGGUUUAGAGCACUAUACUUGUCUCAUUGACCUUCUUGGUCGAGCUGGUCUCUUGGACGAGGCUUUUAAUAUUUUGAAUUCAAUGCCAAUCGAGUGUAGUUCAGAUAUGCUGGGAGCCUUUAUCGGGGCAUGUAAAAUCCAUGGGGAUGUAAAAUUAGCUAAAUGGGCUGCAGAAAAGCUUUUGGAACUGGAGCCAAACAAGCCUGUAAAUUAUACUCUUAUGUCUAGCAUCUAUGCUUCUGAAGGUCACUGGUAUGACGUGGCAAGAAUACGCAAACUGAUGAGGGAUAGGUGUGAUCACAGGGUUCCAGGUUGUAGCUGGAUGGAAUAA
Dovyalis caffra is the source of this 1779-nucleotide messenger RNA. NCBI's taxonomy places the organism in Eukaryota, Viridiplantae, Streptophyta, Magnoliopsida, Malpighiales, Salicaceae. The record is from the annotation of a GenBank genome assembly.